Molecule: messenger RNA, 3763 nt
Organism: Xiphophorus hellerii (green swordtail)
Lineage: Eukaryota; Metazoa; Chordata; Actinopteri; Cyprinodontiformes; Poeciliidae
Gene: rhoh
Product: ras homolog family member H
Exons: 2
Coding region: 712-1299 (195 amino acids)
Biological process (GO): small GTPase-mediated signal transduction
Molecular function (GO): GTPase activity; GTP binding
Source: RefSeq, a predicted model, not a curated record
UCACACCUCCACACUCCAACAAGCGGAUGUGUUUUACUUUGCCUUUUCUCGCACUUUCUGACUUUCCUCCUCUACGUAUGACCGAUUGUCUUUCAGCGGCUGCUUCUGUAUUUUACAUCUGUGAUUAGUGGCCUAAUUAUCUGCCACUUUUCUUUCCUGUGUUGCUGUGAGGUUCAACUUGUUGUAGCUCAGUUAUAACACAUACUUUUGUUGGAGUUUAAAGUCGGUCUUUUCGACACGGUGACGUCUCACAGGCAGCAGCCGACAUCCGCCCGUUAAAGAUUGGGGUGGCUGACAAGAAGACCAUCCAAAUUCAUUGAUAAACAUUGGGACCGGCAGAUUGAUGGUCAAUGAGAGGACUGAAGAGAAAUACCCUGAGCUGACCAUGCUGCUACUGAGAGCAAGAGGAAGGAAGUGAGAUGAGCCAAGAUGGCCUAAAGAACCAAGAGGUUGCGUAAGUCAUCCGCUGGAGAGGUGCGGGCUGCAUGCGAGACCUUUGAGACAACAUCGAUCAGUUCAGUUCACUGAGAGCAACUCUACUUGUUUCAUCAGUGAAUGUCUGAGCAUAGCCUGUGAUGAAAACUGCCAGCAGUGUACGAAAGCACAGCCCACACUUGAGGACCUUACAUCCUGCUAACCUGACAGAAAAACCUUGACUUUUUCUUUGAGGAACCCAAGACAACCUGAGAGGUUUGUUAAUCAACGAUAACCAUGAACGGCCUGACUGAACUGUCCGUGAAGUGUGUUCUGGUCGGGGACUGCGCGGUUGGCAAGACGGCUCUACUGGUCCGCUUCACCUCCGAGACGUUCCCAGAUUCGUACAAGCCCACCGUGUUUGAAAACACUGGUGUUGAGGUGUACAUGGACGGGGUCCAGAUCAGCCUCGGACUGUGGGACACGGCGGGCAAUGACAACUUCAAGCAGAUCCGGCCGAGAUCGUACCAGCAGGCCGAUGUCGUCCUUAUGUGCUACUCAGUGGCCAACCCCAACUCCCUGGCCAGCAUCCAGCGCAAGUGGAUUGCCGAGGUCCGAGAGAACCUGCCCAGGGUGCCAGUGCUGGUGGUGGCCACUCAGACGGACCUGAGGGAGGUGGGAGUUCAUCGGGGCAGCUGCAUCUCACCGGCGGAGGGGAAACGUGUGGCCCAAGAGGUGCACGCUAAGGGCUACCUGGAGUGCUCUUCCUUGAGUAACCGCGGCGUACAGCAGGUGUUUGAGUACGCUGUGAGGACAAUUUUUAACAAGCACAAGAAACGGGAAAGGAGACGCUUGUUCAGCAUGAACCAGUGCAAAGUGUUUUGACCGUUGACUUUGAUCUUGUUGCCGUGUUUUUUUUCUCCAGAUAUGCUGUUCAAACUCAGUCAGCCAUGACGAGAUGUAAGGACCCAAACAUGACUUCCUGACAUACUAGGCUGUACUUCACUAAUAACCCCCCCAAAAAUCAAACAUAUUUAAACUGAGAACACUGAAAUUUUUUUUACGUCACUGACCGAGAAACCAGCAUGUGGGGUGGACACUUUUCUUCAGGGAUCAAGUCACAAAUGUUUGUUCUUGUAGUAUAUCAAACAGAAUAUUGUUUUUUGUAUUUAAAGAGAAAAGGUUGUUUUUGUCUCAGUCUAGGAUUUACUUUAGUAGGUGAACUUUUUUUAAAUUGAAAUUUUAAAGAAAUAUGCUUCUCUACUACCACAAAUACAUUAAAGCAGCAUUUUUUGGAUAUGGUUUCAUGAAGCCAGAACAAUGUCAUUCCAGAUAUUUCUAAAUCAGGUUUAAUGAAAUUCUAGGUCCCUUACCAUUACUAUGUGAUUGCGUGUGUCAGAAAUCAUUUAAAUUAUGUUGGAAAUAGAUUUUAGCUAAGAAAGCAAAAUGAGCCUUUUGUCGAGUACAUUUUAUAAUUUUGUUUCUAGAGAAAUGUUUUGUCAGGUGGCCUAAAAAUAAAAUGUUUUCAUAAAUACAUCUUAAAGCCCAAAAAAAUUCAUAUUUUUGGCAGACUAGGGUUUAAAGUAAUGUUUUGUUUUUUCGAACAUGUUACGUCUUAAUCGAAGCAAUUAUAUCGUUUUGGAGUGGCCUAGUCAGAGUUCUGACUUGUCCUCAGAAUCUGAAGGGGAGCUAAAGAUUAGGGUGAUGGCAAAGAGGCCCACCGGCCUCAGAGAUCAGGAGCUUAAAACUAGAGAUAAUUCAUCAAAAUACCAGAGGAGACUUAAAAGUAAUAUAUAUAAUUUACAGCACACCAUUUUUAAAUAAAACAUUGAAACAGGUGAACAAUUUUUUUUAUUGAUACUCCUUUUCCAUGGUUUUGUUAUCUUUUGUGAAAUGUCCGUCUCAUUUACGAUCAUUGACAAACUUCUCGGUUAAAAGAAAAUCAUUUUAAAUCUAAACAUGCCAGAGGUGCUAAUAUUUUUGAGCUGUAAAUAAAAAAGUAUUAUGUUUUUUAAAAAUAAUUUUACAUAAGUUCUGAACCAGCUAAAGAAUAAAGGGAAAAAAGUGUUUCUUUUUAGAAACAUUUAUCUAUUCAGUUAUUUAUGAAAAUGACAUGAAAAACCACAAGCAUAAGAUUUGUGAUAUAUUUAAUUUUCUUUCUAAUGUUCAAAUUUCUUCAUGUCUUCAUGAAACAAGUGACAAGCUAAAACUUGUCACUAAGGUUUGAGUAAAUUCCUGAAUUGAUGUUCCUACUCUACAUUGCAAUAAUUCCAAUGUACAAGAAUGAAAAGAAAAUAAUUUGUGGGUUUUCUGUGAAGUCUCUGUGUCUUGCUUGGUUUUGUUGGAUGUUCUUGGAUUGAAUUUCAACAUGUAGGAACCAAACACUGUAAGAUGUUAAAUUUAAAUCCUUAUUGUAAACACUUGGUUCAGUAUUUUCUUGCACCAACAUUUUUUAUGAUAUGAAUUUAUUUGUGGUGCAAGUCUUUAACAAAAGAAUAUAACAUGCAUUGUGGGAUUUUAAGCUGUUUUAUCAUCUUUAAAUAAAACGUUUGUUGUUCUGAAUUAGGGCUACAAAUUUGGCAUUUCUAUGUCUCUGGCCUGUCAGGCUGUUAAAUAGAAAAUCCUAUCCUGUAUUUACUUGCUUAAAAAAAAUCCUCUCCCAAUAAAAGUGAUAAUAGUUCAGUGAAACAUUACAAAAAAGAGGAAAUGAAACAGGCUGCUAACAUUAUAUUUUCUGAUAUGUCUAGAUAGUUAGCAGCUCAGCUGUAAAGAAAUGAAACUAUGGCUCUUUUUCUCCAUAUCUUAAAAUAUUCAUGCAAUCAUAAACAUGAUUAAACUGCAUCUCAGCACUAUUGUUUAAGACAUUUUCAUUUGCUUAAACACACAUAGAGUCAGGAGAAGUAAAGCAGGGAGGUUUAGAUUAGAGAUAAGAUUUAUCUUUUUAGGUUUAGCUAUGCAGCUCAAAGCAAGUACUGGGAUUUCGCCAAUAAGGUAUAAUGUAUGUUCAUGAAUGUAAUGUGUAAAAAUGCAUGCAAAUGUUGCUCUGGUCUUAUGUAAAAUUUGAGAAACUUAAUUACUACUAAAAGUGUCGUUUUCAGAACAAAACACACUCAUAAAAAACGGAGUCAACCAGGAAAAAGGCUCAGAGAAACCAUUCCUUCCCCCUCAUGUUUUCUCCCGCUCUUUCUCUGCGUGCCUCUGCGUCUUCAUGUGGUGUUCGGAGCCGCUGAGGAUGAGAGGCACCAUCAAGACUUUUCAAGGAUAUGCUUAAAAACACCUAACCACAUCCCAGUCUACACAUGAACUCUCAUGUACAAACAUUACAUUACAUUGCACACGCACACACACA